UGAUUAUUAUUUAUUUAUUAUUUAUUGAGUCCGAAGAAAAACACACAGGUGUGAAAAGGUGAUGGUUUUUGGAGCUUCUGCAACUUCUUGCUUUUUAAGAGGCACCUAAUUCCGAAUAUCUUAGCCUAACCACCACCACCACCACCACCACCUCCGCCACCCCCACUACCACCUUCACUUUCGUUCUCUCAUUCUCCGAUAACUGUGAAAAUCCUUAUCGGAAUCCCGCAUUCGGUGGUUUCGCCACCAGCUACUCGCAUUUUUUCCCGGGUCUUUGUACUGUGCAAUGGAACGACGCUGGCCGUGGAAGAAAAAAUCAUCUGACAAGGCUGUGCUUGAGAAAGCAGCUGCUGAAUUGGACUCUGCUAGUGCUUCAGCUCAGGGAAAUCAGAAGCCGAGCUACGUCCAAAUCUCUGUGGAGUCAUAUUCACAUCUGACUGGUCUGGAGGAUCAAGUGAAAGCAUAUGAAGAAAAAGUUCAGACACUGGAGGAUGAGAUAAAGGAAUUAAAUGAAAAACUGUCAGCCGCAAAUUCCGAGAUAAAUACCAAGGAAAGCUUGGUAAAACAACAUGCUAAAGUAGCUGAAGAGGCUGUCUCAGGCUGGGAAAAGGCGGAAGCAGAAGCUCUGGCGUUGAAGAACCAUCUAGAAUCUGUCACUCUUUCAAAACUCACUGCUGAGGACCAAGCAUCACAGUUAGAUGGUGCUCUUAAAGAGUGCAUGCGACAGAUAAGAAACCUGAAGGAAGAACAUGAACAGAAAAUACAGGAAGUUGCUCUCACAAAGACCAAGCAAUUGGACAAGAUUAAGGGUGAGUAUGAGGCUAAGAUAGUGAACUUUGAACAGGAACUUCUCAGGUCUGCUGCUGAGAAUGCAGCUCUGUCAAGGUCUUUGCAAGAGCGCUCUAACAUGCUAAUCAAAUUAAGUGAAGAAAAAGCUCAUGCUGAGGCUGAAAUUGAGCUUCUUAAGGGCAACAUAGAAUCAUGUGAAAGAGAAAUCAAUUCACUAAAAUAUGAGCUUCAUGUUAUUUCCAAAGAGCUUGAGAUUCGUAAUGAGGAAAAGAACAUGAGUAUGAGAUCUGCAGAAGCUGCUAACAAGCAGCAUAUGGAGGGUGUUAAAAAAAUUGCUAAAUUGGAGGCAGAGUGCCAAAGAUUACGUGGCCUAGUACGGAAAAAGCUACCUGGUCCUGCUGCACUUGCACAAAUGAAGCUAGAAGUUGAAAAUCUUGGCCGAGAUUAUGGAGAAACUCGAUUAAGGAAGUCUCCUGUGAAACCUGCUGGUUCUCAUCUGUCUUCAUUGCCUGAGUUCACCCUAGAAAAUUUGCAGAAAUUCCAGAAAGAUAAUGAAUUUCUUACGGAGCGUUUGUUGGCAAUGGAAGAAGAAACAAAGAUGUUGAAAGAAGCUUUGGCAAAACGUAACAGUGAAUUGCAGGCUUCGAGGAGCAUGUGUGCUAAAACACUGAGCAAACUUCAAAUUUUGGAAGCACAGGUUCAGACAAGUAAUCAGCAGAAGGGAUCGCCGAAGUCCAUCAUCAAUAUAAACCACGAAAGCAUUUACAGUCAAAAUGCAAGCUAUGCACCAAGCUUGAUCUCCAUGUCUGAAGAUGGAAAUGAUGAUGCCAGAAGUUGUGCCGAGUCUUGGUCUACAGCAAUAGUUUCUGAGCUAUUCCAAUACCCUAAAGAAAAGAACGCUGAGGAAUUGAGCAAAUCUGAUGCCACUAAGAAGUUGGAACUAAUGGAUGACUUUUUGGAGGUGGAGAAGUUGGCUCGAUUGUCAAAUGAUUCCAAUGAAGUUUCAGUUACCUCAAACAAUACAACAAAUGAAAUUGUGACCAAUGAUGUAUCAGAACUGAAUCCUGGCAAAGAUGAUCCCUCUAACUCUGAAAAGAAUAGUGAUACAAAUCCAUUGCCAAGUCAGGUGUCUUCUGCUGCAGAAUUUUCAGCACCUGAUUCGCAGUCUGAUAUUAGUGGCUUAUCAUUAGCAGAGCUCCGAUCAAGGAUAUUAUCAGUUUUUGAGUCCAUGGCAAAGGAUGCUAAUAUAGGAAAGAUCCUGGAGGAUAUUAAACAUGUUCUGGAGGAUGUGUGUGACACUUCCAUCCAGGACUCUGCGUCAUCCAUUCCCCAUGAUGUCAAGCCUUUGGAUACUAUAAGUGAUAACAAGGGUAAUGCUGAAGAUGCUGGCUUAAAUGCAGAAAAAGAACUUUUUUCAUCCCAGCAACCUACAGAAUAUGUGCAGAUGACUUCAGAUUUAGAAGCUGCAAUUUCUCAGAUUCAUGACUUUGUAUUGUUCCUAGGCAAAGAAGCAAUGGCAGCUCAUGAUAUAUCUUCUGAUGGAGAUGGAAUAAACCAAAAGAUGAAGGAGUUCUCUGUCACCUUUAAUAAGGUUAUAGGCAAUAAAGCAAGUUUGCUACAGUUUGUUCUUGACCUGUCUUAUGUUCUUGCUAAAGCAAAUGAAUUCAGAUUUAAUAUCCUUGGUUAUAAGAGUAUGGAAGCUGAAACUAACUGUUCUGAUUGCAUAGAUAAGAUUGCUUUGCCCGAAAAUAAGUUAGUUCAAGACAAUUCAUCAGGAGUGAGAUAUCAAAAUGGCCAUUCCCAUAUUCUUAAUCACUGUUCUGAUCCCGAGGUUCCUGAUGAUGGAACUUUGGCCUCAGACUAUGAAUCAAAUGCCACAUCACAAAAGUUCUCAAUGGAGGACUUUGAAGAAUUGAAAUUAGAGAAAGAGAAGGCAGUAGCAGAUCUGUCAAAAUGUGCUGAAAAUCUUGAAAUCACAAAGUCUCAGUUACUAGAGAUUGAGCAACAUCUAGCUGAAGUUAAAUCACAAUUAGCUUCUGCUGAAAGAUCAAACAGCUUGGCUGAGACGCAACUAAAAUGUAUGGCGGAAUCAUACAGGUCACUUGAAACACGUGCUAAGGAGUUUGAAACUGAGCUUAAUCAUCUGCGAAUAAAGACAGAAACUCUAGAAAAUGAGCUUACAGAUGAAAAGAGGGCUCAUGAAGCAGCUUUGGCCAAGUACAAGGAGCUAGAAGAACAACUACAAAGGAAUGAGAGCUCGGCUGCUAAUGACGAUAAGACUAAGCAGGUAAAGCUGUAAAUUCAUUCAUUUGAAAGAGACUUGGCAGCUGCUGCUGAAAAGCUAGCUGAGUGUCAGGAAACCAUCUUUCUUCUUGGCAAGCAGUUAAAAGCUCUUCAUCCUCAAACAGAGGCAAUGGCAUCUCCGUAUUCAAAGGUUGAAGGCUUCACAGAGCGUGAACCUUCUACCAAUAGCCCAACUUUGCAAGAUCAGGCAGAGAUGGACAGUGCUACUUCUACUUUUAUGCAAAGACUGGGUGGAGAAUCCCCCUUGCAUUUUACUAACAGCUUAUACAGUCCAUCAGAUAAUGAGUCAAACUUUCCAGCCAUAUCUUCUGUACAGCAUUCAAACCACAGGCCCACGAAAUCAACCUCUUCCUCAGCUUCCUCUACUUCGACCCCAGAGAAACAUGCCCGAGGUUUUAGUAGAUUCUUUUCAGCAAAAGGAAAAACCGGUCAUUGAGCUUGUAGCUUGCAGGACCCAUGAGAAAUGAGAUUUCAUGGUUUAGGGGACCACGUGGUAGAGGCAUUUGAAAACCAUCAAGGUUCAGUCCCCUGCAUGAUUUAACAGAAUUGAGUUUUGGGAACGUUUGUGUAGUUAAAAAGAUAGGAUGCCAUGAAUAUCGAGUGAUUCUUGUAUCUAAUGGUUGUACAUCGUAACCAUAUGUUUUCUUCUUUUCCUUUUCUUUGUUUUAUUCCCUCUGUUCUGUAAUUUAAUUAGCAAACAUUGACAUAGCAUAUGAACUAUUACAGGAUAUGUUGAAUAUGUUGUAUUUCACAAAUUUAUGCAUACCUUGAUUCUUUACCAACGACUAUGGAUAAGAGGUUUUUCAGGUGAUAACCAGU
Molecule: messenger RNA, 3912 nt
Organism: Abrus precatorius (Indian licorice)
Lineage: Eukaryota; Viridiplantae; Streptophyta; Magnoliopsida; Fabales; Fabaceae
Product: filament-like plant protein 4
Exons: 6
Coding region: 287-3088 (933 amino acids)
Source: RefSeq, a predicted model, not a curated record